UGCAAAAGUCCCUAUGAGAGAAAUUAAUAACACAACCCGACUGGAGCUGGAUUUUUCCCGGAACACCGUUCGGAUCGAAUCUAAAAGUGCUCUGAAGGUCGGUGUAGCGCUGAGAAAGACAGAGGGAGCUUCCCCACCGACUCUAUGAAGGGAGGGGAGGGGGUGGGGGGGUCCGCCUACCAGACCACAUGCGUGAACUGCAAACAGAUCGACUUUAUGAUUGAUGAGGAUAUAAGAGUGGACGUGCUACACGCUAAACAAAGAAACGUACUGCAUCCUCUGAGAGAAGAACUUUAAUGGCUUCCAGAUAGAAAGUGAGAGACAGAAAUCAAGAUGAACUCGAUUCCUUCGAUGGACAGACAUAUACAGCAGACCAAUGACAGACUGCUGUGUAUCAAACAGCACUUACAGAACCCAGCCAAUUUCCAAACUGCAGCUACGGAGCUGCUCGACUGGUGUGGCGACCCGCGAGCCUUCCAGAGGCCCUUCGAACAGAGCCUGAUGGGAUGUCUGACGGUGGUGAGUCGUGUAGCAGCACAGCAGGGUUUCGACUUGGACCUGGGCUACCGGCUCCUGGCCGUGUGUGCAGCAAACCGGGACAAGUUCACCCCAAAAUCAGCAGGUUAUGAUAUUAUUCUUAUGCUCCAGCAAGGAUGA
Molecule: messenger RNA, 657 nt
Organism: Trichomycterus rosablanca
Lineage: Eukaryota; Metazoa; Chordata; Actinopteri; Siluriformes; Trichomycteridae
Product: zinc finger MIZ domain-containing protein 1-like
Exons: 7
Coding region: 334-657 (107 amino acids)
Source: RefSeq, a predicted model, not a curated record